GGAAUAAAUAAGAGUACCGAAAGAACAGUUCGCACUCGAAAUAACAAGAAAACGAAAAGGGACCAAUUUGCCGUCGUUCGCGCCAAACCCAACCCUAAAUCCCCAAUUUCGCAGGCAUGUCUUCGCGAUCCAAGGGUCCAAGGAAUCGUGAACUCAAAUUGAUCCAAAAACGAGAUAAGCCUGGGGGUUGCAAAGUCAGAAAAUCAAAGUCUUCUCCUGCUGGGCCUUCACCUGGUGCUGUGACAUCUUCUCGUUUCCCCAGUGCUGAUGGUGACCAUAGUACUGAUGGGGACAAGGCGAAGGAACUCAGGCUUGCCAAAAUGUGUGUCAUCCGCGACUGGUGCAAGGAUUCUUGUAUCUACUACAAUCCCAUGGAACUCCGUAUUGCCGAGGGUGCUGAGCUGGUAAAACCAAAGAAGACUCCCACUUGUCCCCACCAGGGUAACAAGAAUGGUUUUAGUUUCAUCUAUUGUAAACCCGAGUGUGCCGGUAGUGUUACUGAUCCUGUCCUUUUGGGCUGUGGUUUUGAUCGCUGCAACAUCAAGGAUAACUCCAGUGAUCCUGGUAGCGAUGAAGAACAAAAGGGUACUAAACACUUGGAGAUGACAGUUGACCCUUCUGAUACUGUGUGUGUGUCAUCAAUUCCUUUGGAGCGUCACCUGUUGGAUCCUCCUGGUUGGAUUUGGUGACCUGGGGUUUGCUUCAACUGUGUUGGAUAUGAAGUGUAUCUAUUGUAUUCACGCUGACAGUUAUUCCCAAAUGUUUGUGAGGAAUUUCUCGAUCUAUAUGUAUAUAUUUAAGGUUAAACACUGAUAUGGCGAUAUGUAGUUAAAGGUUCAUUUUAUUUUCGAUGGUUUUCUAAUAUUUGAGGUCUAAAGUAUACUGGCGGUCUAAUAUUUGAGGUGACCUAAUUUUAAAAAAUUAGAGAAAUUUCAUCGUACGGUCC
This is a messenger RNA of Fragaria vesca subsp. vesca, 946 nucleotides long. RefSeq lists its product as uncharacterized. NCBI's taxonomy places the organism in Eukaryota, Viridiplantae, Streptophyta, Magnoliopsida, Rosales, Rosaceae. The record is from RefSeq and is a predicted model, not a curated record. The transcript is spliced from 10 exons. Bases 117 to 689 code for a protein of 190 amino acids.